GGGGGUGCGGAGCCCUUGGGGACAGCCCUGGGGGGAUGUAGGGUCACGGGCAGAGGGGAGCCCCUGCGGUGCAGCAGGACAGAGGGACGUGGGGACAGCAUGGGCAGGAUGGCAGGGUGUGACCCCCCCAAGGGGCUCCGCUCUCACCCCCACUUCUGCCCAGCUCAGGCUCCAGCGGGGACCCUGGGGCGGCCACCAUGUCCCAGGCCAUCGCCUGCCUCAAGCAGCAGGGGGAUGGUGGGGAGAGCCCCCCGCCACCAGGAUCCCCGCUCGUCUUCCCUCGGGAGACGUUGUUUCGGCAGGCGAGCGGGGUCACCUACCGCAUCCCGGCUCUGCUCUACAUCCCCCCCGCAUCCACCUUCCUGGCCUUCGCCGAGAAGCGCUCCUCGGCCAGGGACGAGGACGCCAAGUACCUGGUGCUGCGGCGGGGCCGCCGGCACGGCUCCUCGGUCGAGUGGGGUCCGGUGGAGGAGCUGUUGGCGUUGGUGCUGCCCGGCCGCCGCACCAUGAACCCCUGUCCCCUCUACGAUGCGACGAGCGGCACCGUCUUCCUCUUCUGCAUCUGCGUGGAGCAGGGGAAGACAGAGCGAUGUCAGAUCUGGAGAGGCUGCAGCGCCGCUCGCCUCUGCUACGCCACCAGCGCCGACGGCGGCCGCAGCUGGACCCCGCUGCGGGACGUGACGGGCGAAGCCAUCGGCACCGACCUGUCCCGUUGGGCCACCUUCGCCGUGGGGCCGGGCCACGGGGUACAGCUGGAUUCGGGGCGCCUGGUCGUGCCGGCGUACGCCUACUACGUGCACGGGUGUUUGUGCGGGGUUGUGCCGCUGCCUUGCUACACCCGGCAGCACGCCCUCGUCUUCUACAGCGACGACGGCGGGCGCAGCUGGCACAAGGGUGCCCUGGUUGGCGGCGGGCGGACGGGCGAGUGCCAGGUAGCCGAAAUCGGUGGGAGCGAUGCCGGCCAGCCCUUGCUCUACUGCAACGCCCGAGCGCCGCGGCGUUGCCGGGCCGUGGCGUUCAGCGCCGACCUCGGGCUGCGAUUCGAGCGCUCGGCGCGGUGCGAGGUGCUGGGCGAACCGCCGCGGGGGUGCCAGGGCAGCGUGGUGAGCUUCGCCGCGCCGACCGGCACCGGGGACGCACCGACUUGGUUACUCUACUCCCACCCCACCGACCGGCACCGCCGGCGUGAUUUGGGCAUCUAUCUCAACCCCUCGCCGCUUCACCAGGGGAGUUGGCGGCACCCAUGGGUGCUGCACCCGGGGCCGGCCGGUUACUCCGACCUGGCCGUCUGCCCUGGCGGCGUUUUCGGCUGCUUGUUUGAGUGCGGCACAACCAGCACCUGCGAGGAAAUCGCCUUCUGCCUCUUCACCCUGGACGCCUCUGACCGCGGCGAGCAGCACCUCAAACCUUUUUAAAAUGGACCCAUUUUAGUUGGGGGGAGGGUGUUUGCUCCCAACCACCAGCGGCCAGAACUGACGAGCGCGGCAACGCCAGGACCUCACCAGAGACGUUUUGGAUGUGCAGAAGGCUCAGCAUUUUAUUUAAUUAACGCUUGGCUUUUUAAUCACCCGUCAGGUAGAUGUUGGCGACCUGUUGGGGGGGUGGGGGAUCUGCUGCAGGUUGGCCGGUGGGGGGAUGCCGGCACGGCACCCGAAAUGCUGCUGCUUCACCAAAACUCAGAAUUUUUCACCUGGUAGCAGCAAAAAAGCAGAAGGUGCCACCGAGAACUGCCGGUGACCUGGGGAAAAAUACUCAAAAGUGGUGGUUUAGUUAAAAAUAUUGGUGAUUUCUGCCUCCCCUCCAUGCGGCAGAGAGGGGAUUCCCCUUUUUUUACCAUGGUUUUAUCCCAUUUUCUUCACCUUCCUGGUUCAGGCUGUUUCGCUCCAUAUUCCCAUGGGAAAAGCACUCAGACCUUGGGGAGGGGCAGCGGUUAUUCUGCUCCAGAGGGAACAGGUUGUGGCAUCCCGACAGCGAGAGCAACCUCACGUCCCCGUGCUGUUGCCGCCGAAUAAAAUCCUCCCAAAAUGGGUGAAA
Molecule: messenger RNA, 2034 nt
Organism: Phalacrocorax carbo (great cormorant)
Lineage: Eukaryota; Metazoa; Chordata; Aves; Suliformes; Phalacrocoracidae
Source: RefSeq, a predicted model, not a curated record